This is a messenger RNA of Raphanus sativus (radish), 1202 nucleotides long. Its product is annotated as guanine nucleotide-binding protein subunit beta-like protein. The transcript is spliced from 2 exons. Bases 74 to 1057 code for a protein of 327 amino acids. Gene Ontology annotation, molecular function: ribosome binding; protein kinase C binding; translation regulator activity. NCBI's taxonomy places the organism in Eukaryota, Viridiplantae, Streptophyta, Magnoliopsida, Brassicales, Brassicaceae. Gene Ontology annotation, biological process: rescue of stalled cytosolic ribosome; positive regulation of protein phosphorylation. The record is from RefSeq and is a predicted model, not a curated record. Gene Ontology annotation, cellular component: cytosol; nucleus.
UCACGCCAUUUCUUUGUAUCUCCGCCACCCCUGAAGAAAGCGAUAACCCUAGCUUCACCAAGCUCACCCAACAAUGGCGGAAGGACUCGUUUUGAAGGGCACCAUGCGUGCACACACCGACAUGGUCACCGCAAUCGCCACCCCCAUCGACAACUCGGACACCAUCGUCUCGGCUUCCCGCGACAAAUCCAUCAUCGUCUGGAAACUCACCAAGGACGACAAGUCCUACGGCGUAGCUCAGAGGCGUCUCACCGGCCACUCACACUUCGUCGAGGACGUCGUCCUCUCCUCCGACGGCCAGUUCGCGCUCUCCGGAAGCUGGGACGGCGAGCUCCGUCUCUGGGAUCUCGCCGCCGGCGUGUCCACUCGCCGGUUCGUCGGACACACCAAGGACGUCCUCUCCGUCGCGUUCUCGCUCGACAACCGUCAGAUCGUGUCGGCGUCUCGCGACCGCACGAUCAAGCUCUGGAACACUCUCGGCGAGUGUAAGUACACCAUCGCCGAGGGAGGUGAGGGACACAAUGAGUGGGUUAGCUGCGUCAGGUUCAGUCCCAACACGCUCCAGCCGACGAUUGUGUCGGCUUCUUGGGACAAGACAGUGAAAGUGUGGAACUUGUCGAACUGCAAGCUCAGGUCGACUCUUGCCGGCCACACUGGGAACGUCAACACUGUUGCUGUUUCGCCUGAUGGUUCUCUUUGCGCGAGUGGAGGCAAAGACGGUGUCGUUUUGCUUUGGGAUUUGGCUGAGGGGAAGAAGCUUUACUCUCUUGAGGCGAACUCUGAGAUCCACGCGCUUUGCUUUAGCCCUAACAGGUACUGGCUGUGUGCUGCGACUCAGCAGGGUAUUAAGAUUUGGGAUCUUGAGAGCAAGAGCGUUGUUGAGGAUUUGAAGGUUGAUCUGAAGGCCGAGGCUGAGAAGUCUGACGGAAGUGGUACUGCUGCCAACAAAAGGAAGGUUAUUUACUGCACCAGCCUGAACUGGAGUGCUGAUGGAAGCACUUUGUUCAGUGGUUACACGGAUGGAGUUAUCAGAGUUUGGGGUAUUGGCCGUUACUAGUUAUCCCAUCUCUUCUAUGUCUUUCUCCUUUGUUGGUUUUAUCCAUCACUCUUUUGUUUUGUGAGCAAACUCAUACACGUUGCAUCAUAAAGUACUCCGAAGGAUAUUUUGUUUUAUGUCAAUUUUAGGUUCGGAUCUUUACUUA